Musa acuminata AAA Group (dessert banana) is the source of this 1140-nucleotide messenger RNA. Its product is annotated as transcription termination factor MTERF15, mitochondrial-like. The coding region runs from base 1 to 1140 and encodes 379 amino acids. Gene Ontology annotation, molecular function: double-stranded DNA binding. Lineage: Eukaryota; Viridiplantae; Streptophyta; Magnoliopsida; Zingiberales; Musaceae. The transcript has a single exon. Gene Ontology annotation, biological process: regulation of DNA-templated transcription. The record is from RefSeq and is a predicted model, not a curated record.
AUGAAGAGGUCACCGGCAUUCUCUCUCUUCUCCAAAACCCUCUGCUUCAUCUAUCGCCCUCGUCCCGCCGAUGCUCUACUUUCCUCCUCCUCCUCUUACUCCGUCGCCGCUACCGGAAGCGGAGCUCUUCAGCCCAGCUUCAUGGCCGAAUACCUCGUCAAGUCAUGUGGCGUCUCCCCGGAGAAGGCGGCCAAGGCCUCGAAUCUCCUCGGCGGCAUCGCGUCCCGCCGGCAGCCCGACUCCGUCCUUGGAUUUUUCAAAAGCCACGGUUUUGACGACACCCAUGUGAAAAAGUUGCUGUCUUGGAACCCCCGAUGGCUUCUCCUCGACGUGGAGAAGACCCUGGCCACCAAGUUCCGAACUCUCCAGGAGUUAGGCUUCUCACAGUCCGACAUCACCCACCUCGUCGUGGCCAAUCCCUCCGUAAUCAACUAUCGCGUCCGCACCGUGGUGCACAAGAUCCGGUUUUGGCAUGGACUCAUCGGAUCCAACGACCUACUCAUAAAGGUCUUUAAGCGCCGCCAGUGGAUUCUCGGGUAUAGCAUCGAGAAGAGGAUCCAGCCAAACGUCGAGAUGCUACGGAGCUGUGGAUUCACGGAUCAAAAGCUUAGAACGAUCCUGAGGUCCCAGCCCACGUUGGUAACCCAGAGGGCGGAAACCUUGAGGGCCUUGAUCAGUCGUGUCGAGGGAUUCGGAGUAGCCCGCACCUCGGGGAGGUUCCACCGGGCUCUGUGGAUGCUCUCCAAUGUUAGCGUGGAGAGAUUCAAUGCGCAAAAGAUGCUAUUCGGGGUCUUCGGGUGGUCAGAGGCCGACUUCCUCGACGCAUUCAGAAAGAAGCCUGGUUUCUUGACAUGUUCCCUGAAGAAUCUGAAGAUGAAAAUGGAAUUCUUGGUGAAUGAGGCUGGAUAUGCUCCGUCUUAUAUAGGUCAGAGGCCUGUGCUUUUGACAUAUAGUUUAGAGAAAAGGUUGAUCCCAAGAUAUCAGCUCAUGGCAGCCCUGAAGUCCAGGGGGCUGUGCGCUGGUCAUCCCAAAUCGCUCACAUAUAUCCUGUGUCCAGAGAAGAAGUUCUUGGAGAGGUAUGUCAUCAUCUACAAGAAGCAGUUUCCGGAGCUCAUUGAAUCGUACAGUGCGAGCAAAUAG